Molecule: messenger RNA, 3082 nt
Organism: Micropterus dolomieu (smallmouth bass)
Lineage: Eukaryota; Metazoa; Chordata; Actinopteri; Centrarchiformes; Centrarchidae
Product: NACHT domain- and WD repeat-containing protein 1-like
Exons: 10
Coding region: 695-3082 (795 amino acids)
Source: RefSeq, a predicted model, not a curated record
GCGUUGAGCUGCGGUUCCUCUAAUGUCCACUAGAUGCUGCUGUGGAUAAACUGACUGCAUUGAAGUGAAUGGGGAAAACCUCCCACAGUUUGUGACAGGACAGGUUCUGCUCUCUGGAGUUUGUUUCAAAGCUUCUGAUGUGAGUCUGAGGGCAAAGUGUGAAAACCAUUGUUCCAUUAAGGAUAUAUUAAAGCUGUGUGUUUGAUUGACAGGUCUGGAGCUCCGUCAGUUGCCGCUCGGUCUCUUUUUUUUGCCCAAAUUAGGAUUUCCUGGCUUCAGUGUGUGAAGCAGAGAGCGUCCACAGAGACAGGUUUCACGCAGACCGAUGGGAGUUUGGAUCAGCAUCAGCGGGUCCAGAGGUGGCGUCUCCCAGCUGGAGGCUCUGAUGUAACGUCCUGAGAGAGCUGCACGUCAACAGAUCUGCUUUUUUAAAAACACAGCCUGAAGUGUAAUUAGUGCUGAGCUGCAGCUGUGAGCGACGGCCCCGGGGGGCCCCCGACUGACUCCCGCAGGCCCACGCUUAGUAAACACUCGGGGAGCCACAGCAGCACUGGCUGCAGGCUCAGCAGCAGGUCAUGUGGGAGACCUGGUUGUCCUGGAGGAAACUCUCUGAGGGAAACUGAACACGCUGACUGAAGAGCAGCUGCGGGAGGGAAGACCAGACGCCCGGUGCAGUCUGAAGAAGAAGAAGACGAUGGCGGAGCGUCCAGCAGCAGCAGGAGGCGACAUCAGCCUGCAGGACGUCCUGAGAGGACGGACAGAUGGAGCUGAGAGGACCAGCUCCUGCAUGAUCCGAGUGUUCGUCAGCUCCACGUUCACAGAUAUGGGCAGUGAAAGGAAAGCCCUGCUUGAGAAAGCUUACCCAGAAGUCCUUGCGUUCUGUCGCAGUCUUGGGCUGGUGUUCGAGGUGGUGGAUCCGUGUUGGGGGAUUCGAAGUGUCCCGUCAGGAGACCCUGAGGCCUGCGAGAUCUUCCUGCAGGAGAUCAAGAACUGUAAGAGGAUUUCAGCCGGACCAGCUUUCAUUGCGCUGCUGGGGAACCGGUACGGUGUCCGAGCUCUUCCUCGCCUCAUCCCGGAGAAGCAGUUUGAAGUUCUUUUGUCUAAACUCUCCAAAAACCGCGAAGGCGUCAAGAAGCUGAAUCAGUGGUUCUUGAAAGACGACAAUGCGGUCCCACCCACCUACGUCCUUCAGCCAAUCACGGCUCACUUCCCCCACUACAGCGACCUCCGACCUGAGAGUGGGCCACAGCGGGACAAAAACGUCCUUUCCUGGCAUUGCACAGAGACUCAACUGUUGCAGCUCCUACGCUCCGCCGCCACGGACGCCGAGGCGGCUGGCGACAUCACAGCCGAGCAGAAACAACACUUCUUCACAUCAGUCACAGAGCGAGAGUUCGAGGAGGGCUUGUGGAUGGACGAUGGCGAACCGUCGGCUCUGAUAUUCGUCCGAGAGAUUCCACGCCAAAGGGCGAGGGAUGGUCCCAAACGCUUUGCCAAGUUCAUGGACCUGACCGCCGGCGGUCUGCUGGACGCGGAAGCCCAGGGACUCCUCACCGGCCUCAAGUCCCGCCUCUACGCCACGUUCCAGAAGAUCCUCAACCUGCACUGCGUGGAGCUCUGCAAAGGAAGCAUCGACCCAAAACGCAAAGAGCACGCUCAGUACCUGGACAGCGUCUGUGAGCAGUUCGUCUCACAGAUGACGGCCAGGAUCGCAGCGGCGGUCGGUCCGUCGGUGGAGCGGCGCCGGCGGCGGGGGAAGGUUUGGGGAAGUAUUGAGGAAGAAAAAGGGGAAAUCUCAGAGCAGGUGGUUGAAGAGGUUGAACGGCAUGCCGCCAUGAGCUCCGAGCUGUGCAGAGGUUUCUACGGCAGGGAGGGUCUUCUGGGUAAGCUCUGCUUAGCCAUGUGGGAGUCCACCAACGUCCAUCACGGCCCGCUGGUGGUGCACGGCGCCGCUGGGAUGGGUAAGACGGCUCUUCUGUGCAAGCUGGCGCAGGAGAUGCGUAGAGUCCUGGAGGCCGGGGUGGUGGUGGUCCGGCUGCUGUCAGUUCGUCAUCCUCAGAGACCCGACAUCGACCACGUCCUCUGCAGCGUCUGCCUCCAGAUCUGUUUGGCAUGUGGUCUGGCUCCGCCCACGCCACCGAUGACCAGCACUCACCUGGAGCUGCUCCGGCUCUUCAGGAACGUCCUCGUCGAGGUUUCCCAGCAGGGGAACACUCUGCUCGUCAUCCUGGACGCUCUGGAUCAGCUCUCAGACCAGCAUCACGCUCACAAACUCCGCUGGCUGCCCGCCGACCUCCCGCCCAACGUCCACCUGGUGGUUUCAAUGGACACCAACAGCGAGGCGUUCGCUAACAUGCGGCUGAAGUCGGAGACUUUGGAGAGUUUCUUUGAAGUGGAGCGUUUGUCUCGUGAUGAAGGGAAACAGAUCAUGGAGUCGUACCUGCGAGCGUCUCAGCGAACGUUGACCCCCGAGCAGAGCGACGCCGCGCUGCAGAGCUUCGCGCCCGCAGGGUGUCCUCUGCACCUCAAACUGAUCCUGUCUGCCACCAAACGCUGGACGUCCUUCACCCCGCUCACAGAGAUACACCUGGGCGCCAACACACAGGAAAUGAUGUCACAGAUCUUCCUGAUGCUGGAGGAGAAACAUGGGAAGGAGCUGGUGGGCGCGGCCUUGGGAUACAUCACUCUGGCAAGGGAAGGCCUGCUGGAGGCGGAGCUGCGUGACCUCAUGUCCCUGGAUGAUGAUGUCAUCAGUGAGGUGUACAGGUACUCUCUCCCUCCGACGCCCUCGUUGAUCCGGCUGCCCUCCCUCCUCUGGGCACGGCUCAGACGGGACCUCGAGGAUCAGCUGGAGGAGCGCUGGACUGGCGGGGUGGCGGCCAUCGCCUUCAACAACCGGCGUCUGUGCGAGGCGGUUUCAGCUCGGUAUCUGACAUCAGAGCGGCGGGGGCGGAGCCUCAGGAUCCUGGCAGAGUACUUCCUGGGUCGCUGGUCGGGGAAACUGAAGCCGGUGACUCUGCCGGGCCUGUCGCUGCUCCUGUCUGACAGAAAGACUGCUGACUCUCCACGUCGUAGCUCCUAA